Molecule: messenger RNA, 3828 nt
Organism: Magallana angulata
Lineage: Eukaryota; Metazoa; Mollusca; Bivalvia; Ostreida; Ostreidae
Product: RNA-binding protein RO60-like
Exons: 9
Coding region: 148-1788 (546 amino acids)
Cellular component (GO): ribonucleoprotein complex
Molecular function (GO): RNA binding
Source: RefSeq, a predicted model, not a curated record
AAUCAAUGAACACACAAACUGAUGACGAACUACUCAUCGGAAAUAGAAACUGGCAUACAAAGAAUUCCACAAAUAAUUUCAAUCAUUCCAUUUCGAUAUUUUGGGGUUUCGCUUGGUUGUCCAGAGAUACUGAGAUAGAUCCCAACAAUGGCAAAUGUGCUUGAAGAAGAAAGUUUCCAAAAAUUAAGACAAUGGAUCAUUCUCUACAAAGAUGAUGGGGCUUACAAGGUAGUCUCUAAAACUUUUAGCAGAGAAAAAGCAUCAUGUGUGACACAACUUCUGUCAGAUGGACAUGGAAAAGAAAUUUUGUCUGUGAUGGAGCAAUGCAGUUCCUCACCAGCUCUGAUAGACAGAGAGCCUCUAUUAUUUGCUUAUGCUUUAUGCUGCAAAUCAACGGAUAAAAACACAAAGUCCCAAGCAGAAAAGUUAUGUGAUAAAAUAUGUCGGACACCUUGUGAUUUUUUUCAGAUGUUAAAAUUUCACAAGAAUUUCUCCAUAACAAAAAGCUGGGGAAGAUACUUCAAAAGACUCAUUAGUAGCUGGUAUCACAACCAGGACGCAUAUCAACUAGCUCGAAAUGUCAGCAGAGAAGUGAGUUACCUUGGCUGGUCUCACAGAGAUGUUCUUAGGAUGGGUCAUCUGAAACCCAAGAGUGAUGAAAUGGACCUCAUUUUUAAGUACCUAGUCCUUGGCCUUGGUGAAACCAAGAAAUCCUUUGGAAAGUCAGAGAAGGAAAGCAUUCAGAAACUCUUGGAGUUUUUCUCUGCUGUAGACACCGCCAAACACAGUGACGAUGUGCAACAAGUCGCCAAGCUUGUGGAAGAACAUCACUUGAAAAAGGACCACUUGUGUACUAAAUUGCUCAAGCAAAAAGAGAUUUGGACAGCCUUAUUGAAAGACAUGACAAUUCAGGAUACUCUGGACCACAUUGGGCAGCUGGCCAACAUUGGAUAUCUGGAUGAAUCCUUUGAAGGAAGCCAGUUUGUCAUAGACAAGCUUUUGAAUGAAGCUUUGCUGACAGAACAGAAUGUCCAACCAUUUGAGAUAAUCAUUGCCUCUAGCUUCUACAAAGAGGGCAAGAAGAAACCAACAUCAUGGCAGCACAACGAGAAGGUGACCAAAGCCUUGGAAACAGCUCUUGAAUACUCGCUAAAGAAUAACUUGAAAUCGUCAAAUAAACGUUAUGUAGUUGGAAUUUGUGUUGGGGUCAACAAAAACAAAUCAUCAGUACGAGGUACGAUGGCAUUGUCAACGACAACUGCUGCUGCUGGGGUUGCCAUGUUAAUGACUCGGGAGGAGGAGAAGACAGACGUUGUAUUCUUUACGGACACCAUUACACCACUGAAGGUUGCCAAGGAUACCAAACUGACUUACAUCUGUAGUGAGGUGGCUGAACAAGUGAAGAAAGCAGAUGAACAGAAGGAGGAAAAUCAACCCAAACCAGAGGUGGAUGAUGAUGAGGAGGAACAGGACAUAUUUUAUGGGGUACUUCCAGACCCAUGUGACCUGGUUGCUCCCAUUCAGUGGGCUACUGACCAAAAGAAAGAUGUGGAUGUCUUCAUUAUAGUCACUGAUGCCAAUAGAAGUACUGGCUCUAGAAAUUUAGGAGAAGCCAUUGCACAGUAUAGAAAGGACCGAAAUCUGCCAAACACAAAACUAGUCACUGUUGGUUUAACAAAUUCCAACAUGAAAUUUGCAAAUCUUGAGGAUGAAAACAUGCUGGAUGUUUCAGGAUUUGAUGCCAGAGUCCCAAAGGUGAUCCGAACGUUUGUAUCAGGGGAAUAUUGAAUAGAACCAGCUAGUUACUGAGAAACUAGUCUUCUGCCAUAUUGUUUCUACUUUGAACAGUCUAUAAUGAAUUUACAAAAGUGAUGUAUGGAUUCAAUUUGAUGAUAUCAAGUUCUCAAAUAUAGUGAAAGAAAUUUGAUUGAAACAUGACUUGAACUUGGUGAAUUGGUAAAUAGAAUAUGGUAGCUCUCUUGCCAGUUAAAAAAGUGGAAGGAUGAAAUUCUAAGAGAAACACACAAUUACCAGUAUUUUCCCAAGUGAAGACAUUUAUGAGAAAGUGCUUCAGAUAUUAAGGUGCAUAAAUCCUACAAUACUCAUUAAAAAUUGCCUUUGUGUUAAUGUUAUAAAAAUGAUUAUUAAAAAAUCACAGUUUCAGUUUUGAGGUACAAAACUUAAUAGCAUUUGCACUUCAAUUUUAUACGGGGAAAAAUAGAAAUUCCAGUGAGAGUUAUUUUUCUUAGAGAGGGUCAGUGUACCUUAAAUAUUGUGCAAUACAUUUACAUGUACAGCUAUACAGCUGGUUUGUACUGUAUGCAUGUAUACCUUUUUUCCUUCUUAUUGUACUUUCAUAUGUUGUUGCUGUGGUUUACGCUCCUUUGUGGGGAAAAAAAUUGCUUUUUUAAGCUUUUACAACAUAAUUAAUGUUGAACCUUUGAGUCAAGCAGUAGUUUAAUGUGCAAUUAUUGUUUGCUAAAUGGGGAUGUACAACUCAGAUUUUGCCAUCAAAUCUACUGGUAAAUGAACACUUUUUCAACCCCUCUAUUUGGUUGCCUCUUGGCUAGGUUAACUCUAUAAUUUAUAAAUUGUACCUUUUAAAUUUAUAGUUAUAUAAGUACUACAUGUAGUGUAUAUUAAACACAACCAUUAAGAUGAAUUAUUCAUAAUAUAAUAAAAUAUACAUAGGAGGUUGUGGAAUAAGUACUAUCUAUGUAAUUGGUACUUUGCAUGCAUUAGUACAGUAAUCUAGUGGUACUUUAAGAAUUACAAUAGGUAAUGGCCAAUAAGAUCAUAGAUGUAAUACUCUAUUAAUAAUAUUGAUGAACAAGUAAAUAUGAGGUGUAGUGAAACUUGCCAAUUAUUAUUUUUAUAGUUACAAUGAGUUGAUGGCAAUAAGAACUAAAAUUAAGAUUUCCUGAUAGUUCCCGUUGAAAAUGUAUAUUAAUAAAUUUCAUGUCUUGAAAUAAUGUCAACAUCUUAAACAAUGGUUUCUUUCUUUUCAAAUUGGAUCCUGGAAAAAAUUACUUUGGAAUUAAAAUGUUUAAAAUUUAAUUUUACCACACUUUUUGAAGGUAAUGCAAUACAGUUAUACCUUUUCCUGAAGUUUUUUCAAAUCAUGUUUUCAGUUUUAAUUUUUAAGUGCAGUUUUAUAACUUCAGUGAAAUAUGUCUCUGCUGAUGAGAAUCAUUUUAAUUUUAUUUUCUGAGUUGUUAUUUAACACGUAAGUGAUUUACUCCAUAUGGUCAUUUUAUUUAGUGUCUCAAAAUUCGAUCUUUAUGCAAGAUAUACUAGAGUUUCCCUGCAUUUAGAGAAUACAGUAGUGUACAUUGAUUAUAUACUCUCUUAGUACUGUGCAUGUAAGAAGCCAUGGAUUUACCUCAUUUUUUACUUUUAUACAGAUGUUCCAAUUUUUUAUGAAAAUUGUUUUAAUUAGGUAGUAUAACAUACUUAUAAUAACCAUGUAUAUACUGUAAUUAUUAGUUAUACAUGUAUAAGUAUUUCUUAAAGAAAAUUUUCUAAGUGCUGAGAAAGGUAUUAAAUAGCAUGUUAUCUUUGCAAUAGACAAGAAUGAAAAUGAUAUUGUGUAAUUUCGUUGUGACAAAAUCUCCCUCCAUGAAAAGUAAAUGAAUCUAUUGAAAACCUUCCCUCUCAAAAUGUGCUAAGACAUUGUCUACUUGUAUCCAUAUAUAUAACUUUUGCACCAAGCAAUUAAUUUGUCUUUCAAACAUGUACAUCAGUUUUUGCUUUUUAUUAUUGAUAAAAAGUUACUUGUUGAUUUAUUAUUAAUUUCCAUUUUGAAUAAAGCUUCUUGUCAGCUCUGAA